This is a messenger RNA of Danio rerio (zebrafish), 1005 nucleotides long. RefSeq names its product odorant receptor, family 42, subfamily A, member 5 (gene or42a5). Gene Ontology annotation, cellular component: membrane; plasma membrane. Gene Ontology annotation, molecular function: G protein-coupled receptor activity; olfactory receptor activity. Gene Ontology annotation, biological process: signal transduction; G protein-coupled receptor signaling pathway. NCBI's taxonomy places the organism in Eukaryota, Metazoa, Chordata, Actinopteri, Cypriniformes, Danionidae. The record is from RefSeq and is marked provisional.
AUGAGCUCCAUACAGUCAAACUCUUCUGCAAACGAGACCUUUGUUCGUCCUGCAAAAUUUUUUCUUAGUGGCCUUUCUAAUGUUCCACAUGUAAAAUACUAUUAUGUGUUCUUGUCUUUGGUGUAUGUUGUUACUGUUUUGGGAAAUUCAUUUCUCAUGUGUACUAUUUAUUUAGCCCGGAGACUUCACACAGCCAAAUAUAUUGUUGUUUUCCAUCUUGCCUUUUCUGAUCUGUGUGGAAGCUCGGCUGUGAUUCCCAAAACCAUUGAUACGUUUUUAUUUGACCACCAGGAUAUUUCAUAUGAAGCAUGUUUGGCAAACACGUUUUUUAUAUAUCAUUUCCUAAAUAUCCAGUCUUUAACACUACUUGUCAUGGCUUAUGACAGACUGGUUGCUAUUUGUUUUCCUCUACAUUAUCAUGCCAUUAUAACUAAAGCAGCAAUGUUCCUCAUCCUAGGAGGAAUGUGGAUUUUUUCUGUGACACAUAUUUCAGUAUUUGUAGGUUUGCUAAAUAGACUCUCCUUUUGCAGAUCUACUGUGAUUGAUAGUUAUUUUUGUGAUUAUAGUCUAAUCAAUAGACUAGCUUGUAAUGAUAAUUCUCUAAAUAUUUUAAUGAUUAAAAUAAAUUUUGGUCUGCUGCUUUGUGCACCACUCAUAUUAAUCUUUGUCUCAUAUUUCUGCAUUUCGUUAGCUUUGUUUAAGAUUGCUCAUGGUGCUGAUCGAGUAAAAGCCAUAAAAACAUGCACCUCACAUCUCAUGUUGGUGGUAGUCGGUUAUACCCCAUUAAUAAGUAAUCAAAUAGCAGUCUUAACAGCACCUAUGCCUGCCAACAUACGGUUAAUUAACAAUUGCCUGACACAGGUGAUACCACCUAUGCUGAAUCCUAUCAUAUACACUCUGAAGACAGAUGAGGUCAUGCAGUCUAUUAAAGAACUGUACAAUGGCCGCAAUGUGAAAAAUAUAGGACAGAUGAAAUGUACAAGGAGAUAUUCAAAACAGAAAUGA